Haliotis rubra (blacklip abalone) is the source of this 2303-nucleotide messenger RNA. Its product is annotated as transmembrane protein 26-like. The record is from RefSeq and is a predicted model, not a curated record. Lineage: Eukaryota; Metazoa; Mollusca; Gastropoda; Lepetellida; Haliotidae. The transcript has 3 exons. Bases 1 to 1485 code for a protein of 494 amino acids.
AUGAAGAGGUGUCUGAAGAAAGCAAUGACAGCAAUAGGUAUCGUGAAGGCGGUCACCAGCAGGUGCCUGUUCGCUGCCCAUGGGUUUGUGUGCAUCUGGAGAGUGGUGGUGAUGAAGGGAGACCCUCUCUACUGGUGUCUCACAGGCUCGCUCCCGCUGCUCAUUCUGGAAGGAGUUUUUACAUUGAAGAAAAAGAAGGGCAGAGAGUGGAAAUGGAUAUGUCCCAGUGUGCUUCUGUACCUGGCCACAACAGUUCCUGCUAUCUGGUUCCUGGAGCUAAACCUCCUGGACAGAAGGAUCCUGGCAGUCAGGACGGGGGGCAGGGCAUCCGUCAACGCCUCUAGGACCGAGAAGAUUACUGUGUGGAACAGCCAGAUAAGUAUCCCAGUCAUAUUCGCCCCUGACGACUGGUGCAAGAUACUGGAGCAGAUGAUGCUGCUUGUCCUCAUCAUUGGACGAUGGCUGCUGCCCAAGGGGGAGAUAACCCGUGAACAACUCUCCCAGCUCCUGCUGGUGUACAUCGGGAUGGCUGCAGAUAUCAUCGAGCUGUUUGAAGCCUUUAAGGAGAAGGAAGUCCGUUACAACAAGAUCCUUACCAUGAUCAUCCUGUCCAUGUGGACUGCCAGUCUCAUGCAGUUCACGUUUGUCCUAACUGCCACCAAGUCAAAACGAAUGCGCCCUGUCCUGUUUCACUCCGGGAGCUCAGCCUCCACAGUCUCCCUGGGAGGGAAGCCAUGCUGCCCCACCGAGGUGAUAUCUAUCAUGAUCAGUGUCGUGCUUCAGGAUGGCCCGUUCCUGAUCGUGAGGAUGAUGUUGAUAUUCCGAUACAGUGUGUUGAGCUACACUAAUCUGUUCUUCACAUCCAAGAAUACUCUUGUCCUUGUUCUUCAGUUCUACCGCCUGUUGGUUUUAUUCUGUCAAAAGAAAGACAAAUCCACACUGAUCAUAACUAAGGAUGGUUUGAAUUCCACUGAAACCACUGACGCGACGGCUAAAACGGGAUCGGUGAAAAUGACAGGGACUCCAAAGCUGUCCAGGAAGAUGAGUUUGGAUAUAACUCUUGAAAAGCCAGACGGUUUGGCUGAGAGAAGACAAUCUUCACUGAUAAGGCAAGACUCUGUCACAGAUUCCAGCCAGACGCAGGACACUGACGUGAUGGACCUCAUGACUGAAGAAAGCCAUGUCGAGGAUGAAGAAGCUGACAUCUCUUUUGCUGCAGUUCUGAACGAAGAACCUUCCACAGACAAAGGAAAGUCCAAGAAGAAGAAAAGGAAGAAAGAAGACAAGUCAGGAAAAGGAAAGAGUAAACUUACUCUUGACGACAAAAAUCAUUGGGCGGAUGUCAGGAAGAUGGCAACAGCACUAGCGUUCCUGAAUGAAACUGGGAAAUGUCGAACAGUGGUUGUGAAUACUGGCGGUAACGAACAUAGGCUGCUGAUUGUGGAUGAAGCGAGUGCCAAGGAAAUGGUUGGCAAGGGACAUUGACAUUUGCUCUGGAGAGGUGGUUUGGGACCAGAUGUAUGGCAAUAUCCAUCUUGCAUUUGUCAGAGAGCAAGAGACAGUGAAUGAAUUCAAUUUUCGCCAUUUUUGUGUGGAUUAACCCAGUCAUGCCGAAAUAUGAAUUGACUGCAAUGAGCCACGAAACAGAGGACUACGCAUGAUAAGUAUAUACGAUUCGUAGACUGUGAACAUCCUCGAUCAUACAGUGUUUAAUAUUUUCAAAUGAUUGUUAUAAACACCCUGAACCCGUUGACUACUAUAGCCCCAAUAGCAACGACACUGAAGAAGAACAUUCCCUGAAAUCACUGUCACGUGAAAGGCAUCAGACAUUACGGAUAAGAGGAAUGGAAUUGGUGACGUCUCUUCGGGUGAUGGAGGCUUCUGUUUAUGAUUAAACACAAAAUAAUACACUUGAACUUCAAGGAUGGGUAUUGAAUAGGAUAAAAAGAACUCCUGUUGAUUGGACAUUUUUCAUGCUAUGGUUUCAUAUGUCCGAGGAGGGCUAUAUCUAUAUUUACAUAUGGCCAACAUUUUGGAAAUAUGGUAUUGUCAUGCCAUGUUUGUUUAGGCUCGACAGUGCUGUAAUGUUUAGUUCAAGGUAGUAUAUAACAGAUUUAAGGACAAACAACUAUUUCUGCCGAUAGGACGACAAAAAUGUAGCUUUAUGAGAAAUAUCUAAGUGAGAUAUUCAUUCUUUCAUUCAACAACAGAGACCUGGAAAAUAGAAAAAAUACAGUCUCUUAUUUGUGCUGGGUGUUUAUCAAGAGUGCGAUUCAUUUUGUAAUGAAUAUUAGUGUAGGAAA